Budorcas taxicolor (takin) is the source of this 2634-nucleotide messenger RNA. RefSeq names its product histone deacetylase 10 (gene HDAC10). The record is from RefSeq and is a predicted model, not a curated record. The coding region runs from base 362 to 2374 and encodes 670 amino acids. Lineage: Eukaryota; Metazoa; Chordata; Mammalia; Artiodactyla; Bovidae. Gene Ontology annotation, biological process: chromatin organization. Gene Ontology annotation, molecular function: histone deacetylase activity. Gene Ontology annotation, cellular component: histone deacetylase complex. The transcript is spliced from 20 exons.
GAGCCGCUGCUGGCGGGAAGGGAGGCGCGCGGAGCCCUAGGGGCUCAGUCCUGGGCCCGCCCUGCUGCGUCGUCGGGGCGGGGACUGGGGCAGCCGGAGGCGGGCGCAAGGCAGGCCCGCGUGGGACAAGCUGGAAGCCAGGGCUCGGGAGCUCCCCGGGCGACCCUGGCCUGGCUCUGUAGCCACCUGGGGCUGGGGCCUCCUUCCCGUCUGGGCUUCCUGAGAUUCCGCCCAGGCUCCGGUGGCGCCCCUGCUGCUCCCUGGGGUUGCCACGAGGGGCAGGCGGCGCACUGACCGGCCUGUGAGCGGGAGCGUUGGGUCCUGCCGACCCUGAGUGGCCCACAGUGACCCCGGGCGGGCCAUGGGGACCGCACUUGUGUACCACGAGGACAUGACGGCCGCCCAGCUGCUCUGGGACGACCCUGAGUGUGAGAUCGAGUGUCCUGAGCGCCUGACCACUGCCCUGGAGCGCCUGCAGCAGCAUGGUCUGGAGCAAAGGUGUCUGCGGCUGGUAGCUCGAGAGGCCUCGGAGGCGGAGCUGGGCCUGGUGCACAGCCCCGAGUACGUGGCGCUGUUGCGGGGGACCCAGGCCUUGGGCACCAGGGAGCUCCAGGCCCUGUCCAAGCAGUAUGAUGCUGUCUAUCUCCAUCCGAGUACCUUCCACUGUGCCCGGCUGGCCGCGGGGGCCGCGCUGCAGCUGGUGGACGCGGUGCUGACGGGAGCUGUGCGCAAUGGGCUCGCUCUGGUGAGGCCUCCUGGGCACCACAGCCAGAGGACUACUGCCAACGGAUUCUGCGUGUUUAACAAUGUAGCCGUAGCAGCCAAACACGCCCAGCAGAAGCACGGGUUGCACAGGAUCCUUAUCGUUGACUGGGAUAUCCAUCAUGGUCAGGGCAUUCAAUAUAUCUUCGAGGAUGACCCCAGUGUCCUUUACUUCUCCUGGCACCGCUACGAGCAUGGGCACUUCUGGCCGUGUCUGCGGGAGUCAGAUGCUGAUGCUGUCGGGCGGGGACGUGGCCUCGGCUUCACUGUCAACCUGCCCUGGAACCAGGUUGGGAUGGGAAAUGCUGACUACGUGGCUGCCUUCCUGCACGUGCUGCUGCCCCUGGCCUUUGAGUUCGACCCUGAGCUGGUCCUAGUCUCUGCAGGAUUCGACUCAGCCAUCGGCGAUCCUGAGGGGCAGAUGCUGGCCACACCGGAGUGCUUCGCCCACCUCACACAGCUGCUGCAGGUGCUGGCUGGCGGCCGGGUCUGCGCCGUGCUGGAGGGCGGCUACCACCUGGAGUCCCUCUCCCAGUCUGUGUGCAUGAUGGUGCGAGCUCUGCUGGGCGACCCUGCCCUGCCCUUGUCAGGGCCCAUGGAGCCCCACGGCAGCGCCCUGGAGUCCCUCCAGUGUGUGCGGGCAGCCCAGGCCCCUCACUGGGUGAGCCUGCAGCAGCAAGGUGCCGCCCCUGUACUGAGCUCCGGCACCUGCUGCCCAGAGGGGAGGCCCUCACCACUGCCACCAGGGGAGCCCGAAUUCAAGGCAGUGGUGACCCAGGCCGCUGCUGCUCUGAGCUCGCUCCUGGACCAGUUGCGCCUCCAUCCCACACCCCCUGUCCGUGUGGCUGUUGCCCUGACUGUGCCAGUCACAGGCCUGGCCCUGCCCCUGGGUGUCCUCUGUGAGGAGGGGUCACUGCCGCAGGAGGAGAUGCAGGCCUGGGCCAGGCCACAUGAGGCCCUGGCCCAGGACGAGGCCCUCAUUGCGCUCGGGAAGGUCCUAUACCUCUUGGACAGGAUCCUGGAUGGGCAGGUGAGCAGUGGCACGGCAGCCACCCCAGUCCCUGCUGCAGCUGCCACCCUGGACGUGGCUGUUCGCUAUGGCCUGUCCCACGGAGCCCAGAGGCUGCUCUGUGUGGCUGUGGGAAAGCUGCAUCGGCCCCCAGAUCUCACCGAUGACGGGAGGAAUCUAUGGCUGAACAUUGGGGGCGAGGAGGCAACUGCCCCGUCCAUGUUCCACAUCUCUGUGCCACUGCCGGUGACAACUGGUGGGUUCCUGAGCUGUGUCCUGGCCCUGGUGCUGCCCCUGGCCUACAGCUUCCAGCCUGACCUGGUGCUGGUGGCGCUGGGGCCGGGCCAUGGCCUGCGGGACCCCCAGGCUGCACUCUUGGCUGCAGUGCUUCGGGGCCCGGCAGGCGGCCGAGUCUUCGCCCUUGUGGAUGAGGAAUCCACACCCCAGCUUGCGACAGUCCUGGCCAGGGUGCUGAACGGGGAGGCACCACCCAGCCUGGGCCCCUUCUCCAUGGCCGCCCCAGAGGACACGCAGGCCCUGAUGUACCUGAGAGGGCGGCUGGAGCCAAGGUGGAAGAUGCUGCAGGUGGCUGCGCCUCCUUGAGUGCUGUGACCUGGCAGCUUGAAGUCGGCCACCGUGGGAGUAUCUGCACCGUGGAAGAGACACUACGCACCAGUCCCGCGGGAGCCUGUUGUUAGCCGUGCGCGAGCACGUCUCUGCGCGAGGCCUUUGACCUGAGGGCCAGGCUGUGGGCCUGCCCAGGACACGGGCUCAGGGGCUCGGGUCCCCUGCUCCGGCGCCAGCCUCUAUACGGACGAGCCCUCCCCGGCUCCCUCCUCCCAGCCAUCAGUAAAAGUAGGUUA